Molecule: messenger RNA, 847 nt
Organism: Eruca vesicaria subsp. sativa (arugula)
Lineage: Eukaryota; Viridiplantae; Streptophyta; Magnoliopsida; Brassicales; Brassicaceae
Source: the annotation of a GenBank genome assembly
CAUCGAGGAACACAUAGGAACCAUAAAGCUUUUGAUCUGUGUUUUAUCUGUGAAAGGCGUAGAAUGUAGGUUUUGCUUAGAUUCGCUAAUGGCUUAGAUUUAGAUAAUAACACUAAGACAUAACUACUUUAAUGAUUUCUUGCUAAGACAUUGAGUUUCUCUUUGGUUCUUGUACUCUUACAAGACAGGUAAAGUAAGUUUCAGACAACUGAAAGAUGGGGCGUGUCCGAACCAAGACAGUGAAGAAAUCAUCUCGUCAGGUCAUCGAGAAGUACUACUCUCGCAUGACACUAGACUUCCACACCAACAAGAAGAUCCUCGAAGAAGUUGCAAUCAUCCCUUCAAAACGUCUCCGCAACAAGAUUGCUGGAUUCUCCACUCAUCUCAUGAAGAGGAUCCAGAAGGGACCAGUGCGUGGUAUCUCACUCAAGCUUCAAGAGGAAGAGCGUGAGCGCCGCAUGGACUUUGUCCCCGAUGAGUCUGCUAUCAAGACCGAUGCGAUCAAGGUCGACAAGGAGACUCUAGAGAUGCUUGCUUCCCUUGGCAUGUCUGAUGUUGCCGGCGUCUCUGUGAUUGAGCCACAGGCUGUGGCACCUGCUUUUAACAGGCCACCAAGAAGGUUCUGAGGAGGUUCUUCUUGUUCAAUCAAGAGAGAUCUUUAGAUUGGCUGUUUUUUUGUUUUAGGGACAAAAGAGUUGCUGUUUCUUGAAAUGUUUAUUGUUUCUUUUGAUUCGAGAUUUAGUGUCCUAAACUGAAAGUUUUACUCUCUUUCUAUCCAUGGUUUUUCAGUUUUGAUGAUCUUUUAGUUUUUGCUCAAAAAAGGAGAUGAUUUUUUAGUCUUAUUAAG